ACCGGAUGCCCCCACUUCCAAAACAGAGUCGGGGCAGAGGCUCGGAAAACUCGUUAGCCUUUAAGUAGCCCUACGAUUGACACAGUCAUAGAGGCAGUGCAAGUGCAGCGGCAUCCUGCAGACGCCCCUUUCUCUCUCUCUCUUUCUCUCUCCCCCACUCCGGCUCUGUCUCUCGCUCCAGUCUGGCCUGACGCAGGCAGAUCGAAAUCACCCUUAACAACCCAGCCUCCGGUGGAGUGGUGCCGGUGGGGUUCCGUUUAAGAUUAUGUCUCUAAUCCUCCUUCCGUAGCUCAGCGCGGCUCGCUGCCAAAUCGCCCAGCCACACGGCGCAGGCUGGAGGCGUGUUUAAAGGGCGAGCGGAAUCUGCCGGCGGCAGGUCGAUCGGGAGCGAUCGGCAAAGUUGGCUGAAGUGGGAAGCUGCGGCUACUUCGGGGAAAGUUGCUGGGAGCGGGGGAGAGACAGGCUGCGGAGGAAGGCGCCCCGGGCCCGAGGAGGAGUAUGGGCACUUUGCGGGAUUUACAAUACGCGCUGCAGGAGAAGAUCGAGGAGCUGAGGCAGCGGGAUGCUCUCAUAGACGAGCUGGAGCUGGAGUUGGAUCAGAAGGACGAACUGAUCCAGAAACUACAAAACGAGCUGGACAAGUACCGCUCGGUGAUCCGGCCCGCCACCCAGCAGGCGCAGCAGCAAACCUCCAGCACCCUGCAGGGGGAACACAGGACCAAGAGGCAGGCAAUUUCAGCCGAGCCCACCGCAUUUGACAUCCAGGAUCUCAGCCAUGUCACCCUUCCCUUCUACCCCAAGAGCCCACAGUCCAAGGAUCUAAUAAAGGAGGCAAUCCUUGACAAUGACUUCAUGAAGAAUCUAGAACUAUCUCAGAUCCAGGAGAUUGUGGAUUGUAUGUAUCCAGUGGAAUAUGGCAAAGACAGUUGCAUCAUCAAAGAAGGAGAUGUGGGUUCACUGGUGUAUGUCAUGGAAGAUGGAAAGGUUGAAGUGACAAAAGAAGGUGUGAAACUGUGUACCAUGGGACCUGGCAAAGUAUUUGGGGAGCUAGCCAUCCUUUACAAUUGUACCCGGACAGCAACCGUCAAAACUCUCGUAAAUGUGAAACUUUGGGCUAUUGAUCGGCAAUGUUUUCAAACAAUAAUGAUGAGGACAGGCCUCAUCAAGCAUACUGAGUAUAUGGAAUUUUUAAAAAGUGUUCCAACAUUCCAGAGUCUUCCUGAAGAGAUCCUCAGUAAGCUUGCUGAUGUCCUAGAAGAGACGCACUAUGAAAAUGGAGAGUACAUUAUCAGGCAAGGGGCUCGAGGGGACACUUUCUUUAUAAUCAGCAAAGGAAAGGUAAAUGUUACUCGUGAAGAUUCACCCAGUGAAGAGCCAAUCUUUCUCCGCACUUUAGGGAAAGGAGAUUGGUUUGGAGAAAAAGCACUUCAGGGGGAAGAUGUCAGAACAGCCAAUGUCAUUGCUGCUGAAGCAGUAACUUGUCUUGUCAUAGACCGAGACUCUUUCAAACAUUUGAUUGGAGGUCUGGAUGAUGUUUCCAACAAGGCCUAUGAAGAUGCAGAAGCAAAAGCAAAAUAUGAAGCCGAAGCUGCCUUCUUCGCCAACCUGAAACUGUCUGAUUUCAACAUCAUUGACACUCUUGGAGUUGGAGGUUUUGGACGAGUUGAACUGGUCCAGUUGAAAAGUGAAGAAUCCAAAACAUUUGCAAUGAAGAUACUGAAGAAACGUCACAUAGUGGACACAAGACAGCAGGAGCACAUACGCUCAGAGAAGCAGAUAAUGCAGGGGGCUCACUCAGAUUUCAUUGUGAGGCUAUACAGGACAUUCAAGGACAGUAAAUAUUUAUACAUGUUGAUGGAAGCCUGUCUAGGUGGAGAGCUUUGGACAAUUCUCAGGGACAGAGGUUCAUUUGAAGAUUCUACGACCAGAUUUUAUACAGCAUGUGUGGUGGAAGCUUUUGCCUAUCUGCAUUCCAAAGGAAUAAUUUAUAGGGACCUCAAGCCAGAAAACCUCAUUCUAGAUCACCGAGGUUAUGCCAAACUGGUCGAUUUUGGCUUUGCAAAGAAAAUAGGAUUUGGAAAAAAAACAUGGACUUUUUGUGGAACUCCAGAGUAUGUAGCCCCAGAGAUCAUCCUGAACAAAGGUCAUGACAUUUCCGCAGACUACUGGUCACUGGGAAUCUUAAUGUAUGAACUCUUGACUGGCAGUCCACCUUUCUCAGGCCCAGAUCCCAUGAAGACCUAUAACAUCAUAUUAAGGGGGAUUGACAUGAUUGAAUUUCCAAAGAAGAUUGCCAAAAAUGCUGCUAAUUUAAUUAAAAAACUAUGCAGGGACAAUCCAUCAGAAAGAUUAGGGAACUUGAAAAAUGGAGUAAAAGAUAUCCAAAAGCACAAAUGGUUUGAGGGCUUUAACUGGGAAGGGUUAAGAAAAGGUACAUUGACACCUCCUAUAGUACCAAGCGUUGCAUCUCCAACGGACACAAGCAAUUUCGACAGUUUCCCUGAGGACAAUGAUGAACCGCCACCUGAUGACAACUCAGGAUGGGAUAUAGACUUUUAAUGUAUUUUUCUUACCUGCUUCUGCCUUGCUGAAGACAGCUUCCUGAGACAUGGCUGCCAGCAAAACUGAAGGAAUUGGGGAGGAUUAGUGCUCGGGGUCACCAUGAUGCCUUGAUUGAUGCUGCUACAGUAACUACAGUGGCAUUAGGACUUAUUGCUUAGAUGACAAUAGUGCUCUUCACAUGUUUUAUGUUUGAACUUAUAAUAGCAGUUGACAUGGUGGUCCUGAAGCAAGCCUUUUCACCAGUAAAGAAAUAUGUUUUCUAUCACUGCAAUUAUCUUGCUAUGCUCUAAUUAUAAUUUGAAAGAUAAUAGUGUAAGAUACACUUAAAGCCAGUAUUUUACAGCUAGAAUUAUCAGUAGGAACAAAUAGUAACUUAUUACGUACUAUAGUUAUCUAUGGUACAGAAUGUGGGGUACUCCCACACUUCAGAGUGAGUUUAUAGGGUCUUUUAUUGCAGGCCAGUGUGAAUACAAAGGAGGACCACAAAACUAUAGGUCAAUGAGUUCAUGUCAAAGCAGUGCUAAAAGUUGUCCUUUUUUCAAGCAGUAUUCAUGACAAGACUGAAUGUUACCUUUCCUUUUUCUUUCUGACAGAUUUUUUAAAAUGAUACAACAAAAGCACAACUGCUACAGUUUCUGUUGAGAACUGUUAAGGCAGGUAUGGGUCGGUUUUCACAUACAACUCAGAACAUGAUGUAACUAACAUCUAUUUUUUUUCUUUUGGUACAAUAAAUAUUUGCAUGGAAAAAAUCAUAAUUAUUCAUUCUACAUAUUAAAAAAUUGUGCUUAAAUAACGGUCCUAGAAAUAGAAUGACAACAACCAACUGGUCUUAUUAAUUAUUAGAAAUAAAGACUGAUCUUAAAAUAACCUGUAGCUUUUAGAACCCGAGGAGGAAAAUCUCAGACCCAUAACAUACUGUAUAGGUGCUAUGUACGUCUUUCAUCUGUGAAUAUAAAUGUUCAGCAGUCAGUAAGCAUUUCAGAGAUAUGUAGCAAGAGACAUCAUCUUUAGUGAUGCUCUAAAAACAGAGAAUCCUUUAAGUCUCCACAUUUGCAUCUUCUCUGCUUUUACUCCACAGUAUUUGGGAGCCAUCAUAGUGUUCUGACUUUUCCUGCUUCUUUAAAAAUAUAUCAAUACCGAGGCAGUUUGCAGAUGACCUGGCUUUAUUUUUUAUCAGUAUAUUUCAAAAUGUAACUAAACCAAUGUUUUUGGUUACAACACCGUAUUAUAACAAUGAAUCCUAAUACUCUGCCUGGAAUAAUGGAUGGGAUUCUGAUGGCACACCACAUAAAUGGAAAACUAAUGUGAGAGCAACACAGGUCUACGGUAUUUGUGUGAGAUCUGCUGGCACAUAUAUUUGCAGUACACAGACACUUCAGUGAUUAUCCUGAGGUGCUGCAAUGGCUACACUACAAACUGCUAUAAAAAAGAGAGGGGAAAAGGAUACUAUAGGCCUGAAUUCUUUUCUCACUUCAACUACUUUUACAUCACUGUAACUCCAGGACAUCAGUGGAGUCACUCCUGAUUUACAAUGAUGUGAGAAAAAAAAAUCAAACCUCGUUUGCCAACUAAUCAGAGAUGUGUUAGAUUGAAUGUAAGUUUACCCCCUCACACUUAUAAGAGGUAUUAGUUUUCAGAACUUGCAAUAGAUUUUACCAGGGCCUCAUUAUAUUAAUUUGAGCAGCAUAUGAUGCCACAUCUGAUUAUACCAUGUUAUAUAGAGUCAAAAUAUGUGACUUAAUUUGUUGUGGUCCAUCACAUCAUAUAUAUAUUGAAGCCAUUAAAAGAUCAACAUUUCCCACAUUUGGUACCACACAGUUAUCAUGGAUAUCUCCUGUUCUAAAUUUACGGGAAGACUAUGGUAAUCCCAAAUAACACUGUGCGGUAACAGUCAGAAGAUGUUACUUUUUUGUGGUGACCACUGUACGCAUACUAAUAUAUUAGCAUAUUAAUGGCAUACAUGAUUUUUCAAAGCAUGGGAAUCUAGGAUCUGAUCUUAUCCCAUUGAAAUCAAUAGGAGUUUCACUACUGACUUCAACAGGAGCAGGCACCUAGUUAAGAUUUUGUUUCAUUUUUGUCUUUACCCUUAAAUACAGGAGAAGCAAAUAGUAGGGGAUUUAUCAAUAAUAGAAUGCCUACCGUGAAUACAUUUUAGCAGCUUUUCAUAUUCAUAAGGACAUACAUUGGUUUAAUAGAGCAUUUUAACGAUAACAUUGUCAAAUAAAUAGAAUAAUAAAUAUACCAACAUGAUGUCUACAAUUUGCCAGCAGACUAGAAAGCCUCACUUACCACAGUUCCCUUUAACUAAUCUAUUUCAUUUAUUUUUACAGUUACAUAUACUCGGAUGAGGCAAUAUCAGCAGCACAAAAUAACUGCAAAUUACUUCUACUAUUUAUUAAUCAUGUGUGGCAUUGCAUUAAGAUUUGUACACUUCGAAGCAAUCAUAAAAAUAAUAAUAAUGACAUCUACCAGGAACUACUUGUAUACAAGUAUACCAUAUACUUAAUUUUAAACAUUUAACUUAGGGAUUUAAAAUACUGUCUGAAAGCAGACACUAGAUACUAGGGCUAAAACAGUCUCACAGUCAUCUUAGUAAAAAAAAAUGUAUUCACCUUAUUUUUGCAUUAAAGCUGGAUCCCUCCACCCCCAUUGUCUGACAUGGAGUGAUGUGGCUACAUUGGACAAUGAAACUUGUUUAAUUUGUUAACUGACUUUCUUGUUAUACAUAAGAACAUGAAGAACAAGAGUUUAUCAUCUGUCUCAAUUCUAAAUAGUUAUUAUGAUAUGAGUACUUGGGAUUCAACUAUCAAUUACAAUAAACUGAAGAAUUGCCAAGAGAAAAGAGCAUCACAAUAUUUUUUGGGUGAACUGAAAACAUUACAGGAAGAAUGUUUCAAAAUGAGCUUGUUAUCAAUUACUUUUGUUUGUUCCUAUCAGUUUUGUCCUUGUGCCACAUACAAUAAUAUCUGAAUCCUAUGGCAUGCAGUAUAUUAAUACAAAUUUAUUUUGAUAUAAAUCUUCACUCAACUUUAAUCUUCUUUACCACGUAUAUUUUAAAUAAAUUAUCAUAUGUAUGUGAAUAACCCCUUCAUUUAUAAUUAAUAUAUCUGAUUUACAUAUAUACAUUCAUAUAAAUUGAUUGCCUCAGUAUUUCCACUUGUCUCUUUUUCUUUAUGCUUCCUUUAUCAUAUAUGGAAAGAUGAUGUAUUUACAUAAGGAGAAAUCAGCUACCAUAUUUAAAACAAGCGUGUUAGCAUUGGGUUCAUAAGAUACAGAUGAUCUGUAGCUCAUCACACUGCUGCAUUAUUCAUUAAAAACUCUUAUUUAAUAAUAGGACCAUAAGCAAAUAUUUAUGUAAAUAGAUAUUUUCGUGUCGAUAUUUUGUGGUACUCAUAUAACUUUUUAUUUGGCGUUCCAUGGCAUUAUUACUUCAUUUUUCUUAUUUGUAAUGUAAUGUUUUAGAUCAAAGUAGACUUGAAUUAAUGUCAUAAUUGUCAGUAUUAUUGAACUUUGUCAACUGUACUCUUAUUCAUCUGUUCCAUAGUUUAGAACAUGACCUAGCUAUUUGGCAUUGUUGCAAGUGCCUUAAAUUCAUGGCAUCCUAUAAAAAUACAAAUUUGGUGUUAUGCUGCAUGACAAAGACAAACACACCUCAAAAUGUUGUCCUUUCUUAGCUUGCUGCGUUUUACAGUUCUUUCUGCUAACAAUUUAUAAGCCUUUAUUAUAUAAUAUUGAUGAAUUACAGAAAUGAUGAAGUUGUUCUCUUAUUUCUGUUAAAUGUACCAGAGCUGUGAAUCUGUUAAUGAGAUACAGCGUCAUUUCUGUGAAAUGUAUAAAUGUACGUGCAGGUCAAAUUAAUAUAUGACAUACUAUCAGUCUGUAUACAGGUAUUCCUGUUUUGCUAAGCUGUGCAGAUUUAAAAAACUAUAGUGCAGUAAAGUUCUAACAUAUCAUAUUUUAUAAACUCCAUUACAAAUGUUCCACACAGACAAAUGAUUAGCAAUUAACUGUAAUUUACACCAAACAAAAUCACAUCUCAACAUGAAACCAAUGACUACAAAAUAAAUAUCUUGUUGCACCACUCAACAAAACAGGAUCAGUGCUUUAUCUGAGCUCUUGUAUAUGCAAAUCAUUUCUGAGGCAAGCUCUCACCACACCUAGAAAGCUAAAUAUUGAAAGUAUGUUAUUAGUUCUCUUCUUCCAUAACUGUCUACUACAUAAACAGACAUAGCACUGAGACUUUGACAAUUUCUCAAAUGUUUCAGGCUUUACUAGCAAAGGGAAAUUUCAUUCAGAGUUGCCUACCAUACUUAUUCCAAUGUAUGCUGUUUUUACACUGGUUGUUUCUUUUGUAUACUUAUGGCUAUAAUUCUUUGGUUUUCUUCUUACAAUGGAUUCUACAUGAAAGAGUUUUUUGUUUGUCAAAAUACAAUGUCUGUCAUCAAAUGGUCACUGACCAGUUGCACUCUUUUGAUGUAGAUUUAAGAACUUUUUUUCAUAAACUUAACUGCUUUUGUUUUGCUCUGUAUUUUCCCUGCAGCUGUAAUUGCUGAGUGCCUGUUGUAUACUUUAUAGAGUUGAAAUAAAAUAAUUA
Mauremys mutica (yellowpond turtle) is the source of this 7156-nucleotide messenger RNA. It is a transcript of the gene PRKG1, whose product is annotated as protein kinase cGMP-dependent 1. The transcript is spliced from 18 exons. Gene Ontology annotation, biological process: protein phosphorylation. Gene Ontology annotation, molecular function: ATP binding; cGMP-dependent protein kinase activity. The coding region runs from base 499 to 2559 and encodes 686 amino acids. NCBI's taxonomy places the organism in Eukaryota, Metazoa, Chordata, Testudines, Geoemydidae. The record is from RefSeq and is a predicted model, not a curated record.